Messenger RNA from Pteropus alecto (black flying fox), 1732 nucleotides. RefSeq names its product transmembrane protein 213 (gene TMEM213). The record is from RefSeq and is a predicted model, not a curated record. The transcript has 3 exons. NCBI's taxonomy places the organism in Eukaryota, Metazoa, Chordata, Mammalia, Chiroptera, Pteropodidae. Bases 35 to 388 code for a protein of 117 amino acids.
CAGGACACCUGGCACUCAGCACACGUCGGGCGCGAUGGUGCAGGCAGACGCCUUUCUCCCCAGGAUGAAGCGCCUCGCCGCUGUGCCUCGCGCUGCCCUGGUCCUCAGCCUGGUCCUCUGCUCCUUCCACUCGGCUCCCUUGGCAGAAGCAAGCAGUGGCAGCAACUCAACCUUGACCGUCCACCAUCCAGACCCUGAAACCCUGGAGCAGUGCCUCAAUGUGGACUUCUGCCCACAAGCAGCCCGGUGUUGCCGCAUUGGAGUGGAUGAGUACGGCUGGAUCAUGGCUGCCAUUGGCUGGAGUCUUUGGUUUCUCACCCUCAUUCUGCUCUGUGUGGAUAAACUGCUGAAGUUAACUCCAGACGAGCCCAAGGACUUGCAAGCCUGAGACAGAGAACCGUAGCCCUGAGAACGUCGAUCGCCCUCCGAUUAUGGAUAACAGCAGGAACAGAGUAGCCCUGAUGUGGUUUCUAUUAUUUUAGUCAUUUUUACCUUCAAACGUCCAUUUCUUUUAAAAGAGAAGGAAGAAGAAAAAGGGGGAUCCGAAUAAGCCAAGGCCAAGGCUGCCUUCAUGCCUAAGUUCCAGAGGCACUCGGGCGCUCUAAGCCCUGUCUACAUCCUUUCUCGAGAUCGUCUCCAUGGGACUUGCUUCUGUUUUAACCAUCGCUUUCUUCUGGGCACAAAGGGUGGCGCGUAAGAAACAGGAGACUUAGUCCUCUAGUCGACACAUUUGAAGUUCAACUCAUAACCCUCUUACCCCAAACAGGUAUCUGCUGUCCCGCACGUCGGUCAAGGGCACCUCUGUCAUUUCGAACCGCUGGAUCACCUCUGAUGCCCCCACUGUGCCCACGCCCGUGUCCGGCGCUUCUCCAGUCCCUGCUAUUUCUUCAAUAAUACCUUCCGUGGCCAUCCGGUGCCGUUCGCCCUGCCAGCACCCUAGUUCUGGCCUUCGCCACAUCAUCCCCGCUUUAGUUCAGGAACGUUUCCUUCCACUCGCUCUGCCUCCAGGAUCUUCCUCCCCAGCUCACCACUCCCCAUGGACAGCUGCCAGUGUUGUCACGUCCCUGCUGACAACCUUCGGUGACUCCUCAUGAUGGAGACCUUAGAGCCUGGCAUUCGGCUAUUCUCAUGAGUCCAGCCAUGUUCCCUGGCCUGACCCCCAGCUCAGGAGGCGAAGGAAGGGUUCAGAUUGGCCCAGUCUGCUUCUCUGCUACCUUCCAACUCUGCCUCCCAACUCCAUCUACAGAAUGAAGGCCAUUGCACUGAGUCCAGAUCAAAUGCUUGCUCUGCCUGGAGCCUUCCCAAUCAUCUUGGGGGGCUGUGAGCUGGUGCUCUUAGCUGCUCUGGCCUGAGAUGCAGCCAUCAAGAAUGAACCUCCUUCACAAUCAGUUAAUACUUCUGGGGCACAGCAAGCUCUUCCUAACGUUUGCCCGAUGAAUGACUAAAUGAAUGAGUCCUUCCCCCAGGGGAACUGUGACUGUCACUUUGCAUUCACAGCCUCCAUUUCUCUAUAGAUGGUCGAAAUAACCAAACUUCUGAAGAAGCCAGUUGGUUUGAUUCCUGUUCUCUCUGAAUCACUUAGCACAAGGAUGUCGCCUGUCACUGUGAACUCAGCCAACGGGGUGGGGAAUAAAGGAGGAUGGGUCCAUUAGAAGGAAGAGUCUUAGACUACAUCAAAGUGAAUGAUAGUAGUUGCUGCCACUGUCACCUUAAAAUUCAGGUAUUCUGUCAA